UAUAAGCGAAAUAAAGUUUUCUGAACUAAAGUGCACAUAGAUUAAGUAACUCAAAUUAAUGCUAUGACUACUGAUCAAUAUUUUUACUUUGUUAUCAAUCAUUGAGUCAUUCAUCUCAUGUUAUGUAUUUUAACCACGGACUAAAGGUUCUAUGUCUCAUAUUUUAAAAUUUUCCUAGUGCUUUAAUCAGUAAACAGAGUGGUUUUGUUUACCUACUUCAAAAGUUUCUAAAACGUUUCUUCUCAACUUCUGUUUAUUAUUUAUUUUUGUCCGAUUCUUGCCUCAUAAACACCAUUGAUAGGGAAGAAAAGAUCUGUUGUAAAGUAAUUUUGUCAUAUGGUACAAAUCUAUAGGUGGGGGUGACUUAGUGGUAAAGGCAUUCGACUUUCGGGCUAUCACGUUCGAAAUUGAAACCCUACGUCAUCCACUUCAGUUUGGGUAAUCGGGUAGUAUCAUUGACCAUCACACUUAGAGUACAGUUCAUGUUCAAGUAAUUGAUGAAUAAAUUGAUUUAUUUCCAUUCCUUUAUCGCAGCCCUUAAAUCCGAAUUGGUAAUAUGCUAAAAACUUCUGUGAAUUGACCCUUCACUCCCAGUUAUACCUACCUGUUUACUAAUAGAUAUAAAGAACGAAUGCCGAUGGUGAUAAGUUUGAGCGGCACAGCUGUUUGAGAAUGAUUUCAAAAGACAUCACAUUCGCUAACACUUUUUCUAUAGCAGUCACUUAGCUACCUAAGAGCAUGUUUGAUCAAAAAAUUUCUGGCGAUGAUAAGGCACUGGGCAUGAUAAAGAGCCAGAAUUCUCUAUUAUCUUUGAGCAAACUCUGGAUAUCAACCAAUCAAAUGUAAACAUCGGACUUCUGUUUCCAAUUUUGUGGGAACGCUCUCGUUAUCCUCGGCCUUAUCAGUGCAUUUGAGGAACAGGCAAAAUAUUUUAGAUUUUCGUGAACAGCUAAAAGUCGACUGUUUGUAAAGUGUUGCUUUCUGAUGCUGUAACUUGAGAAAAGUGGAUAUCAUAAUAUCCUGCACAUGGUAUUAUCGAAGGCUCUUAGAAUAACACCAAUUUUUGUCAGUUACUUCUUAUUCGAUUGCUUAUAAUUGUCCGAACAGAAUUACUUAGUUGUAUUAUUUUUAUUGAAAUACAUCAGUUCAGAUGUCCAUAUGAGGCUAAGUGCACAAACCAUGGUACUAACCAGCUUAACGAGACAACUGGGAUCUCUGUAGCCUAGAGAAGAAUAAAUUAAGUCGACUUAUGAUUUAGUUUUAUCCAGUUUGGGUCAAUAAUGGUAGACGAGAGGAAAGGAUUUAGUGUUAUUUACUGUAUUCCUUUGUAAUCUAAUGGGAUACAAAAUUUUUCCCAUAGCUGAACCUAGAUUUUACCUACAUAUGCAUUACGUCUUUUCUAUUGUUUGCGUAAUGUUGAUUGCUUUUUACGUUUUGGUUCUUAUCAUAUGCUAAAUUUUGUUUGUUUUAUCAUGUUACCUUUAUUAUUUUUGCUGUUAACAUCACAUUUGUCACUGUACUGUUGUUUAUUUAUUAAAUGCUUUUCCGUACCCUACACUUUUUUUAUAAUUUGACUUACAAAUCGGCAUAAAUAGCUCACUGUUUUCUAUAAAUUUAUUCAUAGUUAUGCCUAGUAGAAAGAUUCUGAAAAGCAUCUAAUCGUCGAAAAACAGUUGUUCGUUUAUUCUCCUUGUUUUGUAAUUCAGCAGUUAAAAUGUGAUACCAAUAAAUUUUAUUUGAUAUUUGUUUGGAGUAAAAAGACCGUUUAGAGGCAGAAAGUGAUGGGAUUGAGGUAACUGCACUAUAAGAUAUUUACUAAUGAUAUAUUUAUGUAUUCGUGAAGUUUUCUCUUUGUGUAUGCUGUGCAUACUGUUAUUCUCCCUUGAAUUUUUGAUUUAAAGUACUUUCCAAAACUGGUAAAACGAUAGUGAAAUGUUGGAAGCUGAGAAAUAUGAACAAUCAUCAUCACCGUCGUCAGUAUCUGAUCUUAUCGAUAGUGAGAAUUGUGGAAUAGAUGCAAUUCGGAAAUCUUUCAACAUUAAAGAUUCUGUCAGCUGUUCGUCUUCAAUUAUUCCAGAUGAAGUUUCUUCACGUUUCAUACCCAUAGGAUCUUUUCUUUCAUCAAUACUUGAACCUAUUCCACAAGGUCAGGAAUUAGCAGUCGGUUCAAUGACUACUUCCACAGAUGAAUCAAAAUUCACCGUUCAAAAUUAUCAUUCCUCUUCUAAUCAUCAUACAACAACAAAAUUGAAAAAUGAAGUCUGUUGCCCUUGUCGUUUAAUCAAUUCUCGUGUAACACAACAAAGAAAUUAUCCGCGGGACACAGGACAAACAUGCAAUUCUGCAACACCACUAACAACUAACGUAACAGAGGCAAUCGCAAAGCAAACUAUUUCUUCAAACCAUCCUUUAAAUGUUCAUGGACAUGGAGAUAAUCAUACAAGUAAUCGAGAUUCUGUUUCUUCAAGAUCUAGUUGGGCUCGUAGCAUAUUUGAACGUUUACGAGCUUCAUCAUUAACAUCAUCUACUAAUGAGUCGAAAGCACAUCAUAAUUCUAAUGGUCAAAAUGAAUUUUUAUUUCGAUUCAAAGAGCACAAUAGUAACCAUAGUCAUAGUGUAAAUAUAUCAUCUGAUGUAAUUGAUCCCAGGCGUUUACCAAAAGCUCAUGGACCUGCAAGUAAUUGUUUGGAAUUUUCUAAACGACCUUUGCAAAAGUCCAAUAACCAUUUACAUUCGAAAUCGAUUCCAGUAUCUUCAACACAUGCUGAUUUGAUGUCUCCUGGUCUAUCGAAUUCGUUACAAUCUUCUAUCAUCAAUAAUAAUCAUAAUAAACACAGAAAACGUAUUCGCUGGUUCAGUCAUUCAACUUCAUGUGAUACUGGACCUGGCGAUCCAACUUUAGGUUCAUCAAAUUAUCAUUCACAAUUAAGUUCAUCAGUUGUAGAAGAAAUUCAAGGUGCAGUCAAUAUUUUAGCUGGUCGUCAGAUAUUUCCUAGUAGCAUCGCUUGUUCUCGUCCAGGAAUCCGUGUGAAAAGCGCCUCUGAAUCGGAGCAUUUACUAGUUAUUAGUAAAUCUCUGUCCAAUUCAAAAGAGGAAUUAUCCCCUUCAUCCUUUGGCCAUUUUGAUGAAAACCACGUUUAUACCACGUUAUUUCGUCAUAGUACAUGUUACGAUGUUUUACCGGGGAGUGGAAAGUUAGUUAUUUUAGACUCUCGUUUACCUACGUUACGUGCAAUAUGUGCUCUAUUGGAUAAUGGAGUUAUGGCGGCACCAGUUUGGUGCAGUGAAACUCAAUCAUAUAUGGGUAUUUUUUCUCAAGAAUUAGCUUUAGAUAUGAUUGGACAUUUACACUAUACAGAAGUGAUUAGAAGUGGUAAUUCAGAUAUUCAAACAUUGUCGUCUUCAAGUGUUGCUGACACCACAACAAAUUCCUCAUCGUCUGGAUUCUUUUCAUCGUUCAAUGCAAAUCUUUACGGAUGGGGUGCAAAACAAUUAGGGGAGGUUUAUAAUUUCAUGUAUAGUCGUCCUGAUCGUCAGCUUUUUUCAGAUCUGUUUGUAUAUCCUCAUUACUGUUUACAAAAGGCACUUUAUCGACUAUUUCAUCAUAAUCAUCAUUAUCCUGAACAACAUCGUCCAUAUCACCAGAGUCAACAUCCACACCAUCAAGAUAGUCUUUCUAAUCAUGAUACUUUACUCAAAUCCAAAUUUUCCAACACUCGUGGUCAUCGUUGUUCAUAUCCUAAUAACUCUACAAAAAUGCCAAUGAAUGAUAAUCCAAAUAAUAAAUUCAGCCAGCAGUCUCCCAAUGUACUACCAAGUCAAUCCAGUCAUUCAUCAUCAAGACUGAGUUUUUCCGAAGAUAAUGGUACAGUAUCCCUUUCGUAUUCUCCACUACUCGGUUCACGGUCACCUGGUUACCAAACAUCUAACUCCAACAAAUCAGAUGAUACAACGUCAGCUAUUACAUCAGAGGAUUUCGAAAGAGUAUCGUCUAAAUGUUGUCCUCUUUCUAAUCCAACCUCACUAUACACAUCACUUGUAUCUUAUCUAAUUGUAAUUGAUAAUCAUAGCGGAAAUGCGCUUGGUCUGUUAUGCGCUGAUCGUUUACUGGCAUAUUUACGUCUACGUGUAGAUGAAUUGCCGAAUACAGGUCGGAUGAAUGUUCCAAUCGGUUCUAUUCAUGGUCUUCGUUGGACUGAACGGCACACAUCAAAGAAACCAACAGUUACUAAAACUACAGAAGAAUGUUUACAAUUUAGAGAAAAUCCUGUUUUACACCCAAAUGAUCGAGUUCGUGAUGCUUUGCAUGUGCUAACUAGUUGGUUACCACAGUUACCAUGUCUUCCGGUUGUACAUUAUCUGGAUGAUAAUCAGUCCCAGUCGAUUGAUCAGAUUAGUUUUAUUUCGCCUGGUGAUCUUUUGAAUUUCAUUAUCUGUUCUACUUCGGAUACUGUACUCAAUGAACCAAUUAGUCAAAUUAUUGAGAAGAAAUUCGUACACUGCCCUUAUCAACAACAAUGUAUUUGUUUCGUCACAGAAACUGUUGAUAUUGUACUAGAUCGUAUGUUCCGACUUAAAACACCUUGCUUGAUAAUGUUUGAUACACGAAAAAAUAGCGCGUCGUGCACUGUAGCAAGUAAACCAUUCGGUAGACCUGUUGGUAUGGUUACAGCUAAAGACAUAUUACAUACAGUUAUUUUAGGCCAUCGUCAUCAUCCUUCUUCUUUACAUUCACAUCCAUCACAUCACAUUGAUGAAUCUAUGAAUACAAGUCAAAACAUGUCCGAAGAUGAUAAUAUUCCAUAUCGAAAUAAAAUACGUGACAAUUAUAAACGAACUGUCUCUUUCGAAUCCGGCGUUCUGUCAUCUAGCUGUCAAGAUGGUUCAGAAAAUAUAUUUGAUGCGUCGAGUGGUCAAGUUAAAUUGGAACAUUCUGAAGAGAAGUUUUCACGAUCUCCUUCAUUUGAUUCACUUCCUUCAAGUGGAACAUUUUCCGUAUCUAGUUCCAAUUCCGAAGUGGUACAUUCAUUAUCCAAUGAACAUUUCACAUCAACAUGUACCGAUACUGUUACAAGACGUGAUCAUUGUAAUUGUACAUGUCAUCAUCAACCAUCUACCAUUUUCGAUAAACAUCAAUACCAGCAAUCUCAUCACUCUAAAGGUACUCAAAGUUCUGUAAAUCCAUCAGUUGGUUUUCUUGAUAAAAUUCACAAUCAAUCACUACAUAGUUCAGGUGAAGAAUGGUGUGCUGAUCGACGAUCUUCUGUACCAUGUACAAUAAAAGCGAAUAUGAGAGGAAAUCUUAAUAUUCCAGAGAAUAAAAGAAAGUCUGUUAACUCAGAUCGACCGAAACAAUUAACUGUUUCCAAUCCUUACAUACAGAAUAAUGAUUUAAGCAGUUCACUACAGUUAAUCGACAACAGUUUCACUGAAAUCAAUGAAUCAAUUAUUGGCGAUAUUUCUGUUCAAUUGAAUAAUAAUAAUCCUAAGAAUAAACUGGAUAAAAUGGUCACUGAAGAAGAAGAAGAAGAUGAUACUGUUUUCCCAAUGGAUUAGAAGAAUUUGAUUGAUUCUAUUCUUUGUUCGUUUAUUUGAAACAAGAUAGCGAUAACAGCGCAGCCACGAUUGAAUAUAAUAUUGAUACUAGUUAUUUGUAUUAAUUGAGGGUUGUUGCACUUCCUUUUUAUUUAAUAAAUUAAAUAUGAUAACAAACAUUUUACAUCUUUGUAGUACCUAUUUGCCUUCAGAAAUCUUAUCAGUUUUUGCAUUCUUCCGUAAUAUAUGUACAUGGCUUAAGAAAAUAGAAUACACAAACUGCUGAAUAAUGAUAUGUACAUUCAUAUAUAUUCUCCGGUCGUGAUGAAAACACAUAUUACAUACAUCAAUCUAUGCAUACGCAACAUAUUCUUUUACUAUUGUGUUUCUUUAGUUAACAGAAACAUAAAUAGAUGUUCACCACUGGCCUAUAAUUACCCGUUUUUGUGGUGAAAUAUAACUCAAUCGAACAGUUUAAUCUUUUUCUAUAUGUAUUUCAUGUAUUUCCAUUUCUUUUAUAAAAAUCAUGAUAUAUAAUAAAAUUUAAUUGGUAAACCCGAUAAUUAAGUAGUUAGCAGUCAUACUCCUCUCACUUAGUUUUGUUGAGUGAUCUAACAUAUUUACCAUUUAUAAGUGUAUUUAUAUACAAUGUUUCCAAUGUUCAGUAAGUAUCCUAUAUUUAACGAUUUCGUCCACUUUUUGCUCAUUUAGUGGGUGAGUGAUGCACAUCGGAAUGUAAGUUUUACCGAACGGUUUCAUUUCAAGAGUCUAGAGUUAUCCUCAAUCGUUCACUAUGUAUAUGACACUAUGGCUCAGCCUACUACGCCGAAUAGAAAACACAAAUAUCAAGGAGUUUAGGGC
Messenger RNA from Schistosoma haematobium, 6396 nucleotides. RefSeq names its product AMP-activated serine/threonine-protein kinase regulatory subunit (gene SNF4). The transcript is spliced from 17 exons. The record is from RefSeq and is a predicted model, not a curated record. Bases 1933 to 5556 code for a protein of 1207 amino acids. Lineage: Eukaryota; Metazoa; Platyhelminthes; Trematoda; Strigeidida; Schistosomatidae.